AUGGAAACAUUAUCUAGACAAUGGACAACUAUGGAUAGUCUUUUAUCGUAUGUUAAUGGUGCUGAUGAACGAAAUACGGAAAUUGAUGAUAGUCAAACAGCUGUUCAAGCAAGUGUUAAUCAACGACUGAGUCGAAUUGUAUAUGAUCCAAUGUUUACAAAUUGUUUAACUUUUGUCAAAUGGUUUUCACAUAAUUUUAUUGAUCUCAUUUCUGAUAAUAUGGUGCUUGAUCGAUUUUUACAAAUUUUACCUGAAAUUCAUAAUGAAAUCAAAUGGCUUGAUCUUCAUUCAUCAUCGAUGAAAGAUAUUUUAUGUGCUGCUGAUUAUCCUAAUCUAUAUGGUCUCGGUCUUUAUAAUAUUGAUGCAGAGUCAAUUCAAUAUCUUUUGACCAAUUUACGUGAUCAAGCAAAAUGUUCCAAUUCUUCAGAAGAAUAUUUUCCUUAUGCCAAAAUAUCUUAUCCAAUAAUAUGUUCAAGAACAUUAACUGAAUUAUUGAAUUGA
This is a messenger RNA of Rotaria sordida, 501 nucleotides long. The record is from the annotation of a GenBank genome assembly. Lineage: Eukaryota; Metazoa; Rotifera; Eurotatoria; Philodinida; Philodinidae.